AUGCGGUUCCUUCCAUUCACUUUCUUCCAGCCCAUUGCGCUUGGGCAUCUUCUCAUCUGUGCUUCUCUUGUCGUCGUGAUGAUGCUUCUCUAUCUCAUCCAGCACCACGCCAACAACAGCAACAAAAAAGAGACGAGCCUACCAGAGAAGACGACCAGUGCAACGAAAAACUCACAGCCAUCAGCGAAGAAGGAAACCGGCAGCCAGGACAAUCAACAACAGUCUGAGGGAACCCAACAGCAAGCAGUGAAGCAACUCUGCCUUCAAAACAAUGAGCCCGAUAUCACUAUUGUGGUGGGUGGUGUUGAAUUUCAAGAGUACAGUCCAAGUCUUCGAUCUUGGAGUAACUACUUUGAUCGAGUACUGGAGGAGACCCACACUACAUGCUUUCAUUUUCCCGACAGAGACCCAAAUGACUGGGAAUGGAUUGUAUCAUUCAUGGUACCCACGUCUCAUCAUCCGAAACGGAUCCCCAAAGAGAAGCUGCAUAUGGCUCUCUCCUGGUUUGUGGAACUCUGCAGCCCCAUGGGACUCGAGAAAUGCGAUCAAGCGUUGUGCCAGAGCCUACCACUGCCACCUCACCUGGAAUUUGGGGCUGAUGCCAACGAAACCAUUUCUUCCAUCAUUGCAUCGCUUCUAACCAGCAAUCAGUACGAUCUGGUCCAUUCCAAGGUCACGUGCUUGCACAUGAUCACAUCCACGCUGAUUGCACCAUCACCCCAAGGCAUGAACAAGGCAAACAUCCAGCGCAUCCUAUCCCUCAUUCAGGAGGACGAGGAUUGUCACGAGGUGCUGUUGCCGGCACUGUUUCGGCUUUUGCCAGAGUCCAUUUCCCCCGAGAAACGCACGGUUCUUUUAGACAAUGGCUUGUUGCACGAAGUCCUUUGCAUGGAGAUUGCUCGUCGAAACAGCGUCCAUCGUUGA
Messenger RNA from Seminavis robusta, 924 nucleotides. The record is from the annotation of a GenBank genome assembly. Lineage: Eukaryota; Bacillariophyta; Bacillariophyceae; Naviculales; Naviculaceae.